ACAUUACACACUCUUCUGAUACUCUCUCUCUCUCUCUCAAAGCAAAACAGAGACAAAGAAAACAGAGCGUGCUCUCUUCUUAUCUCUUAAUCAUUCUCUCUUCACCAGAUUCCCAACACUAUCAUUCCCCCCUUCUUCCUCUAUAAAAAAUCAUUCACUUCUUCUUGCUCUCAUGGAUCUUUGGGAACCAUUAGACCACCACCACCGUCAUCCUUCUUUCUCCUCUUCUCUCCUCGACCAAAUCUACCGCUCCAUCGACGAUUCUUCUCCUAACUCCUCCUCCAUGAGAAAAACUAAGCAUCAGACCCGCGACGAAACUGCUCGCGUUUCUUCUUCUUCCAACCGCCGCACAACAACCGCCGCCGCCGACGGUUUCAUCAAAUCCAGGAAUCUUAAAAAAAACUUAGAACAAGAACCUGUCUUCUUCAAGCUCUCCUCUACUACUACCUCAACCUCCUCCGACUCCAGCGGUGGCUUCUCUUCUUCUGAGUCUGACUCUUUCUACCGACGUUCUAAAUCCUCUCCGGCUACUCAUUCUUCUUCUCACCACCCCAAACCGAUCCGAACCACCGUCGUCGAACGACCUAAUAACAACACUAAACAAGAACAUGGAGGAAGCUUUCUCAAAACCAAAUCCAAAGCGUUCAGGAUCUACACCGAUCUCAAGAAAGUCAAACAACCCAUUUCUCCCGGCGGUCGUCUCGCCACUUUUCUCAACUCUAUUUUCACCGGCGCCGGUAACACCAAAAAACUUAACAAAAUCAACACCACCACCGUCAACUCCGCGACUGCGGCGGCGUCGUCGACCACCACCACAACGUGCUCCUCCGCGUCGUCCUUCUCUAGAUCUUGCUUGAGUAAAACGCCGUCGUCUAGCGAGAAAUCGAAACGAUCCGUUAGGUUUUGUCCCGUCAACGUCAUCUUCGACGAAGACUCCUCCAACUCCAACUCCAAGUACAACAACAACAACAACAACGUACGUGAAUAUGAUGAAUCCACUCGCCAUCAUAGAAACUUUGAUACUCUAGAGAUCCGAGUGAUGGAAGAGAAUCGUCGUGUGAUCGAAGCAGCUAAGGAGCUUCUUAGAACUUACCAGAAUAGUAACAAAGACGUUGUCAAAGUCUCCCGCGACGAUGUAGACGAAAAAGAAGAUGAAGACGAGGAUGAUGAUGAUGAUGCGUUGAGUUGCACGAGCUCUGAUCUGUUCGAAUUGGAUAACUUAUCGGCGAUAGGAAUCGAUAGGUAUCGAGAAGAGCUUCCGGUUUACGAAACAACUCGGUUAAACACGAAUCGUAUUAUUUCUAGAUGAUUAUAAUAAUUUUUAUUACUUGGUUUCUAGUAAGUGAGUAUCAUAUGUUAUAGACUUCAAUUGAUAGUGUGUUACGAGUAACUUGUGAGUUUUGUAUUACUACUAAUUAGAUUAUUGAUCAGCUAUUUGGAAUUUAUCAAAUUA
Messenger RNA from Camelina sativa (false flax), 1453 nucleotides. Its product is annotated as protein BIG GRAIN 1-like B. The record is from RefSeq and is a predicted model, not a curated record. Gene Ontology annotation, biological process: auxin-activated signaling pathway. Lineage: Eukaryota; Viridiplantae; Streptophyta; Magnoliopsida; Brassicales; Brassicaceae.